AUGUUGAAAUAUUUCAUACUGAAAUCCCUUGUAUUAUGGUUUUAUGUGAGCCUUGUUGGUGGACUUAGAGUAAAAAACGUCACUUCUACUAUCGAAAGGCAUAUUCGGUCUAUCACUUUUCCAAACGGAAGUGGAAUGGGGAUUUUCUUUGCUGUUGGAAUUCCUUUGGAUCUGCCAGGAAAGUCAGUAUCAAUGGCAUAUUACUUUGAAGCUAAUUAUCAACUUCCAGAUAAAAAUUCGACAUAUUUCAAUGAAUACAAUGAAUAUUUCCAAAAAAAAAGCUUCAGUAGAACAGUUGCUUAUAAAAUAAUAGAAAAUAAACUAGAAAGAGCUGGCUAUUCAGGUCGAAAAUGCUUGUUACGAACAAUAUGUGAAGCUGCAUCAACUCCUAUCACCGGAAAUGGAUUGAUUGGAGAUAUUAUCCAUAUACUCUUUACACCAUCCAGUUCGGAAAAUGAAAAUUUAUCCAAGGAAAUAAUUGAAGCUGAAUAUGAAAAAAAUUGUUCUCUAAAAUACAACUGUACGAUAAAUUUUUUAGAUUUAAUAAGCCAUUAUGUUUCAUAA
Molecule: messenger RNA, 564 nt
Organism: Chelonus insularis
Lineage: Eukaryota; Metazoa; Arthropoda; Insecta; Hymenoptera; Braconidae
Exons: 4
Coding region: 1-564 (187 amino acids)
Source: RefSeq, a predicted model, not a curated record